Brachypodium distachyon (stiff brome) is the source of this 2919-nucleotide messenger RNA. Its product is annotated as pentatricopeptide repeat-containing protein At4g16835, mitochondrial. The transcript has a single exon. Gene Ontology annotation, biological process: RNA modification. NCBI's taxonomy places the organism in Eukaryota, Viridiplantae, Streptophyta, Magnoliopsida, Poales, Poaceae. The record is from RefSeq and is a predicted model, not a curated record. Bases 183 to 2039 code for a protein of 618 amino acids. Gene Ontology annotation, molecular function: zinc ion binding; protein binding; RNA binding.
UGACCAGUGGGGCCCGCCGGGAGUUGCUCUAUGGUCUAUGUAUGGAUGCUGGUCCGUCGAGAAGAGGACCGUCGGCGGCGGCUGAGGCGGCGCUACGAAAGCCGGUCGUCGCCCCCGCCACCUCGCGCGUUCCGUAGCCCAUGCCAUGCUAGCGAGCAAAUCUCUACCCGAGGGCUACACACAUGAUGCCGCGCCAUCUUCGUCUGGGCGUUGGCGCCCGCUCCCUCGCCACGGCGGCCAUCCGGCGCGGGGACCUCGCCGGCGCGGCGGAGCCCGAGGCCGUUGCGUCCACGACGCCCCAGCGCAAGACCACAGCCGACUACAACCGCCUCCUCGCGGGCUACGCGAGGGCGGCGCGCCCCGGCGGCCGGCGCGACCGCCUCCUCGCGGACGCGCGCCACCUGUUCGACCGAAUCCCGCGCCCGGACGCCGUCUCCUACAACACGCUCCUCUCCUGCCACUUCGCCGCCGGCGACGUCCGCGGCGCGCGGGACCUCUUCGCCGCGAUGCCGGCCACGGCCAGGAACGUCACGUCCUGGAACACCAUGCUGUCCGGGCUGUCAAGGAGCGGCGCGGUGGGGGAGGCCAGGGCUGUGUUCCUGGCGAUGCCCGCAAGGAACUCCAUCUCUUGGAACGCCAUGGUUUCCUGUUUCGCUCAUGCGGGGGACAUGUGCGCGGCGGAGGAGUGCUUCGAGGACGCGCCGGACAAGGAGAACGCGGUUCUCUGGACCGCGAUGGUCUCCGGGUACAUGGAUUCCGGCCAUGUGGAGAAGGCGAUGCAGUUCUUUGAGGCGAUGCCCGUGAGGAGCUUGGUAUCGUGGAAUGCGGUGGUUGCUGGAUACGUGAAGAAUUCACGCGCGGAGGACGCCUUGUGGGUGUUCAAGACAAUGGUCAGGGAUGCCGAUGUGCGGCCAAAUGAGUCAACGUUAAGCAGUGUGCUACUUGGAUGCAGCAACUUGUCCGCACUAGGAUUUGGGAGGCAGGUACAUCAGUGGUGCACGAAGUUGCCGUUGAGUAGGAGAGUAACUGCGGGGACGUCGCUUGUGAGCAUGUACUGCAAGUGCGGGGACUUGGAUGGCGCAUGCAAGCUAUUCAGUGAGAUGCGCAUACGGGAUGUGAUUGCAUGGAAUGCAAUGAUUUCUGGCUAUGCUCACCAUGGAGAUGGGCGGGAAGCUAUUGAGCUGUUUGAAAAGAUGAAGAGCCAAGGAGUUGAGCCUAACUGGAUCACUUUUGUGGCAGUAUUGACAGCUUGUAUCCAUACUGGAAUGUGUGAUUUUGGAAUGCAAUGUUUUGAGAGAAUGCAGGAAGUCUAUGGAAUUGAGGCCCGGGUUGAUCAUUACUCUUGCAUGGUGGAUCUUCUCUGCCGAGCCGGUUCGCUUGAAAGAGCCGUGAGCCUGAUUCGCUCAAUGCCCUUUCAGCCACAUCCUUCUGCCUAUGGCACCCUAUUGAAUGCUUCUAGAGUUUAUAAGAACAUGGAAUUUGCUGAGUUCGCUGCUGGAAAGCUGAUCGAACAGAACCCACAGAAUGCAGGGGCCUAUGUACAGUUGGCAAAUAUUUAUGCCGUAGCAAAUCAGUGGGCUGAUGUGUCUAGAGUAAGAAGGUGGAUGAAGGAUAAUGCAGUAGUCAAAACACCUGGAUAUAGCUGGGUUGAGAUAAACGGUGUGAUUCAUGUGUUCAGAUCAAAUGACAGAUUACAUCCUCAGCUUAGUCUGAUUCAUGAAAGAUUGUGCCAGUUAGAGGAGAGGAUGAAGGCAAUGGGUUAUGUUCCAGAUCUUGAUUUUGCACUGCAUGAUGUAGAUGAGAGUCUGAAGGUGCAAAUGCUAAUGAGGCAUAGUGAGAAGCUUGCUAUUGCUUUUGGUCUGCUUAGUACUGCUCCUGGGAUAACCUUGAGGAUUUUCAAGAAUCUCAGGGUUUGUGGAGACUGUCACACUGCUGCCAAGCUCAUCUCCAAGAUUGAGGAUCGAGAAAUCAUCCUGAGAGAUACAACACGUUUCCAUCACUUUAGAAGCGGGCAUUGUUCUUGUGGGGAUUACUGGUGAAGAACGUUGAUAACAAGUUUAGAUGUAAACUGGCAUUUUUUUAGGAAUGCAAUAGUAUUUGAUUGCUUACAAGGAUAGCGGUUGGUGCAUUGGAUUUGUGAAGUAUUCUCAUACUGGAUAGAAACAUUUUGUUAGAGCAAGCACGCAGCUGGAAAGCAAAUGGUGCCAAGACAACAGCUGAAGGAUUUUGCUCCUGGAGCAUCUGAAGGGCCCUAUUUGGCAUCAUUUCUUGAUGGUGACCACAAUCAAGAAGGAUGAUCUACUCUCAAACAUAUAUAUAGAUGGCAAAUUCUCCCGGACGGCCUAAAUUAAUUCUGGGGUACUGUAGAUGCAAUUGAUUGUGCAUCCUCUAUCUUGCUUUCGAACAUCAUUCCAACAACUCAUAUAUGAACAUAAUGAAAACUUGUGGCAUUGAAGGAUCAGCUCAGUAUCAGACAGCGACUACAUUGCUGCUGAAGUGCUGGAUGUCAUAUCACCAUGUACAGUCUUAGUUGGAAUUUCGUGGUCCCUGAGCUCUGGAACAAUGAGGGGAUAGACGAGCCAGCUUUCACAAAGCCAUAAAUUGCUGUGGAAUCUGCAGCAGGGAACUAUUAUAUGAUUUGCAUUGUGCUGGAACAAAGGUUAGCCUUGUAAUCUUGUUCUGCCUGUUGCAUCAAGUAAAAAAUUCGAUGGGUUUACCCCUAGUCUGCAUGCAUGUAUCUCUUCUUGGAAGAUUGGGUGAUUGGAGAAGCCCAAGAGUUAUUUUUAUCCAUGAUCCAUAUUUUGUUGCAUGAACUGUAAUUUAGUCCUGCAGUUGCUUGAGGCUUGUGUAUCUCAUCUCCUAAGAAUGUCUGGAUAUUUAUAUCCUGUUAAUCAUCAAUUAAAUUCCAUGUUUCAGCAA